This is a messenger RNA of Culex quinquefasciatus (southern house mosquito), 923 nucleotides long. RefSeq lists its product as uncharacterized. The record is from RefSeq and is a predicted model, not a curated record. The transcript has 3 exons. Lineage: Eukaryota; Metazoa; Arthropoda; Insecta; Diptera; Culicidae. The coding region runs from base 177 to 638 and encodes 153 amino acids.
CGACGAGUGUUUGUACGGCGCAGAGAGCGCCCGAACUGGCUGGAUUAAUAUGCACAUUCAUUUGAUUUUAAGUCAGUUGAACGCGAACGGCUAACUAGCUUAGUCGGGGUGUGUACUUAAAGUCGUGCUAUUUGUAGCUUUUUUUUUGUGUGGCCUUUGAACUUUCCCGCGCGAUAAUGAGGCAUUCUUCGCUUCUCACGGUGUUCGCGGUUCUCGGAGUGGUGCUGACGACGGCGGUUCUAGGCCAGCAGCAGCAGAGCCUGCCCAAGGCAUCUGGGAGUACGCCCCUCGAUGGAACCGCCUUUGAGGAGGUCGUCGUUGAGACGUCUUUUUACGUAAAGGGUAAACCAGCUGCGGCCUCUCUGCGCCAGCAGCGAAUCUUGGCCGGGCGAGAGAAAGGCAUCGUGCGAACUCGGCGUGAAAUCAGCCAUGGAACCGAGCUGGACGGAGUGCCGCUAAAGUCGAACGCGCUGAGUCCGGUCGUGGGACACCACAAACAUUCCCAAGACCAGCAGGACUUUUUGCGGUCGUUCUUCGACAAAGGCUUCAACAACGGAGCCGCAAAAGCUGAGCAGCGCGCUUUCCACAAGCAGAAAACGGUGACGACGAAGCCGUCCCGUGGAAAUAUGCUCCAUUGAGGCCGCCACCUGUGGGACCAUCCAAAGUCCAUGUGGUCCGGACGUAUCAUUCGCGCGAAUGCAAAUCGACUUGUGUGACUUUCAUGUGAAAUUGGCGGUGCUUUUUGUUUGUUGUGCUUAUUUGAUUUGUAGGAAGUUGUUGACCUGUUUUAAAAAAGCUGGUUUUUUUUAAUUUUUUUUUGUUCAGUGAUUUUGAGUUCGUUUUAUGUGGUGUUGAGUCGUAAGCCUAAUCAAUUCAAACUGUUGUACAAUAAAAGUAAAUAACAUUUUUUUUACAAUCUAAAA